This is a messenger RNA of Myotis davidii, 3907 nucleotides long. RefSeq names its product natriuretic peptide receptor 2 (gene NPR2). Gene Ontology annotation, cellular component: membrane. Lineage: Eukaryota; Metazoa; Chordata; Mammalia; Chiroptera; Vespertilionidae. The record is from RefSeq and is a predicted model, not a curated record. The transcript has 23 exons. Gene Ontology annotation, biological process: intracellular signal transduction; protein phosphorylation; receptor guanylyl cyclase signaling pathway. Gene Ontology annotation, molecular function: natriuretic peptide receptor activity; protein kinase activity; ATP binding. The coding region runs from base 543 to 3638 and encodes 1031 amino acids.
CUGGAGCUCCGGAGCAGCCUUCCCUGGGAGAGUUGCCCCUGCCUUUCUCCGCCCUCCGGCCGGGCCUUGCUUCGCUGCCCGCCUGCCCAUGUCCCCGACCUUCCGCGGGGCGGGCGCCCUCCCACCCCACCCCGUGGUCCACCUUUGCGCCGCUCUCUGCCCUCCUAACCCCUCCAGCUGCGACGGCCCCCCAGGCCUUUCCUUUGGACCGGCCUCCACCCCAUCGCAGCCUCGGAUCCCCUUUUCCUUCUUAACUUUGGAUCCAGAAGCCGACUUCACCCCACGGCCCCCAUCCCAGUGGCAGCCCCUCGGCCCCUCCCUCCUCCCGCCACCCAGCUCCUAGUCCUCAGCCCUCACCCACCCCGGGGCCCUCCAUCUCCCCUUCUCCCCCCACCACUGUGCUCCCUGCCUGCCUGGCUCGCCCUCUCUUCUCCCCUGGCCUGGCCGUCGUCCCCGGUUCCAGGCUGGGUGGUGCUCGGGCCUGCAGGGUAGGCCAGGGUGGCCCCCGGUUCUGGGGCCGGCGGGGCUGCUGCUUCCUCCCCAUGGCACUGCCAUCACUCCUGCUAGUGGUGGCAGCCCUGGCAGGUGGGGUGCGUCCUCCCUUGGCUCGGAACCUGACGCUGGCGGUGGUGCUGCCAGAACACAACCUGAGCUAUGCCUGGGCCUGGCCCCGGGUGGGUCCGGCCGUGGCACUAGCCGUGGAAGCGCUGGGCCGGGCACUGCCCGUGGACUUGCGGUUUGUCAGCUCCGAACUAGAUGGCGCCUGCUCCGAGUACCUGGCACCCCUGCGCGCCGUGGACCUCAAGCUGUACCAUGACCCCGACCUCCUGCUGGGCCCCGGGUGCGUGUACCCCGCCGCCUCUGUGGCCCGCUUUGCCUCCCACUGGCGCCUUCCCUUGCUGACGGCGGGGGCUGUGGCCUCUGGUUUUGCGGCCAAGAGUGAGCAUUACCGGACCCUGGUGCGCACCGGCCCCUCCGCGCCCAAGCUGGGUGAGUUCGUGGUGACGCUACACGGGCACUUCAACUGGACGACCCGCGCGGCCCUGCUGUAUCUGGACGCUCGCACGGACGACCGGCCUCACUACUUCACCGUGGAGGGCGUCUUCGAGGCCCUGCAGGGCAACAACCUCAGCGUGCAGCACCACGUGUACGCCCGUGAGCCGGGGGGUCCUGAGCAGGCCACCCACUUCAUCCGGUCCAACGGGCGCAUUGUGUACAUCUGCGGCCCUCUGGAGAUGCUGCAUGAGAUCCUGCUUCAGGCCCAGAGGGAGAACCUGACCAAUGGGGAUUAUGUCUUCUUUUACCUGGAUGUCUUUGGGGAGAGUCUCCGUGCAGGCCGGCCUUGGCAGGACAAUCGCACGUGGGAACAGGCCCAGGCCCUCAGAGAGGCCUUUCAGAUGGUUUUGGUCAUCACAUACCGAGAACCCCCAAACCCUGAGUAUCAGGAAUUCCAGAAUCGCCUUCUGAUAAGAGCCCGGGAAGACUUUGGUGUGGAGCUGGCCCCCUCCCUGAUGAACCUCAUCGCCGGCUGCUUCUACGAUGGGAUCCUGCUAUAUGCCGAAGUCCUGAAGGAGACAAUACAGGAAGGGGGCACCCGGGAAGAUGGACUUCGAAUUGUGGAAAAAAUGCAGGGACGAAGAUACCACGGUGUAACUGGACUGGUUGUUAUGGACAAGAACAAUGACCGGGAGACCGAUUUUGUCCUGUGGGCCAUGGGAGACCUGGAUUCCGGGGACUUUCAGCCUGCAGCCCACUACUCAGGAGCUGAGAAGCAGAUUUGGUGGACGGGACGGCCUAUCCCCUGGGUGAAAGGGGCGCCGCCCUUGGACAAUCCCCCCUGUGCCUUUGACUUGGACGACCCAUCCUGUGAUAAAACUCCAUUUUCAACUCUGGCAAUUGUGGCGCUGGGCACAGGGAUCACCUUCAUCAUAUUUGGUGUUUCCAGCUUUCUCAUCUUCCGAAAACUGAUGCUGGAGAAGGAGCUUGCUAGCAUGUUGUGGCGCAUUCGCUGGGAAGAGCUGCAGUUUGGCAAUUCAGAGCGAUAUCACAAAGGUGCAGGCAGUCGCCUCACACUGUCACUGCGGGGAUCCAGUUACGGCUCGCUUAUGACAGCCCAUGGGAAAUACCAGAUCUUUGCCAACACCGGUCACUUCAAGGGAAAUGUUGUUGCCAUCAAACAUGUGAAUAAGAAGCGCAUUGAGCUGACCCGGCAGGUUCUGUUUGAACUCAAACAUAUGAGAGAUGUUCAGUUCAACCAUCUCACUCGCUUCAUUGGUGCUUGCAUAGACCCUCCCAACAUUUGCAUCGUCACUGAGUAUUGUACUCGUGGGAGUUUACAGGAUAUUCUGGAAAAUGACAGCAUCAACUUGGACUGGAUGUUCCGUUAUUCACUCAUUAAUGACCUUGUUAAGGGCAUGGCCUUUCUCCAUAACAGCAUUAUUGCAUUCCAUGGGAGUCUCAAGUCCUCCAACUGUGUGGUGGAUAGUCGUUUUGUGCUCAAAAUCACAGACUAUGGCCUGGCCAGCCAUGCCCUCUAUGCCAAGAAGCUGUGGACUGCCCCAGAGCUACUCAGUGGGAACCCCUUGCCAACCACAGGCAUGCAGAAGGCGGAUGUCUAUAGCUUUGGGAUCAUAUUACAGGAGAUAGCACUUCGCAGUGGUCCUUUCUACUUGGAGAGCCUGGACCUUAGCCCCAAAGAGAUUGUUCAGAAGGUCAGAAAUGGUCAGCGGCCAUAUUUUAGGCCUAGCAUUGACCGGACCCAACUGAAUGAGGAACUAGUUUUGCUGAUGGAGCGAUGUUGGGCGCAGGACCCAGCUGAGAGGCCAGACUUUGGACAGAUUAAGUGCUUCAUUCGCCGCUUUAACAAGGAGGGUGGCACCAGCAUCCUGGACAACCUGCUGUUGCGCAUGGAGCAGUAUGCCAACAACUUGGAGAAGCUGGUGGAGGAACGCACGCAGGCCUAUCUGGAGGAGAAACGCAAGGCUGAGGCUCUGCUCUACCAAAUUCUACCCCAUUCAGUGGCAGAGCAGUUAAAACGGGGAGAGACUGUCCAGGCGGAGGCCUUUGACAGUGUUACCAUCUACUUCAGCGACAUAGUUGGCUUCACAGCUCUGUCAGCAGAGAGCACCCCCAUGCAGGUGGUGACACUUCUUAACGACCUGUAUACCUGCUUUGAUGCCAUAAUUGACAACUUCGAUGUCUACAAGGUGGAGACGAUUGGAGAUGCCUACAUGGUGGUAUCUGGUCUCCCGGGCCGAAAUGGUCAACGCCAUGCCCCGGAAAUUGCUCGUAUGGCCCUAGCAUUACUGGAUGCAGUUUCUUCCUUCCGCAUUCGCCACCGACCCCAUGACCAGCUGAGGCUACGGAUAGGGGUCCACACGGGGCCCGUCUGUGCUGGGGUCGUUGGCCUGAAGAUGCCCCGCUAUUGUCUUUUUGGAGACACGGUGAACACUGCUUCCCGAAUGGAGUCUAAUGGUCAAGCCCUGAAGAUCCAUGUCUCCUCCACUACCAAGGAUGCACUGGAUGAGCUAGGAUGCUUCCAGCUAGAGCUUCGGGGGGAUGUGGAGAUGAAGGGAAAAGGAAAGAUGCGAACUUACUGGCUCCUAGGAGAGCGGAAAGGACCCGCUGGACUUCUGUAAACCCCAAUUCUUUUCAAGUCAGUCUCCUGCUACUGGUACCUGGGUAGGCAGUGGCUAUCAUCUCUCCAUACACCAGACAUGGACAUUGUCAUAUGGGAUGGAAACCAGCGUGCACAAAAAUCCUAUCUUAUAUGGAAGUUCUUGACCUUUGAAGCUCAGCCUUGUACAUAUACCUGCUCCUCUUUGGCCUGGUCCCCUUCUUCCCUACCUUCUGUAUAUAUCUGUAUCUAAACCAGAAUAUUUUGGUCAAAUAUAAAACAAACAAAAAA